GGAGCAAGAAGAUGGAGCGAAGGUGGUGAGUGUAGACAACGUGAACAACCCAUAUAGGAACCAGUCGAACUUCGACAAGAGGUUCAAGCUGACACUGAACAAGCUAUACGCAUGGAGCUUGGUAGACUACGACAGGGUGGUGAUGUUGGACUCUGACAAUCUCUUCCUCCAGAAAACCGACGAGCUCUUCCAAUGCGGCCAGUUCUGUGCUGUCUUCAUCAACCCCUGCAUCUUCCACACCGGCCUCUUCGUUCUCCAGCCUUCAAAGAGGGUAUUUGAUGACAUGAUUCAUGAGGUGAGAGUGGGGAGAGAGAAUCAAGAUGGAGCUGAUCAAGGCUUCAUUGGAAGCUAUUUCCCUGAUCUACUUAAUCAGCCAAUGUUCUAUCCACCCUCAAAUGGCUCCACUCUUGAUGGCAAUUAUAGACUCCCAUUGGGCUACCAAAUGGAUGCUUCUUACUAUUAUCUGAGACUCCGGUGGAGCAUCCCCUGCGGCCCAAACAGCGUAAUUACCUUCCCAGGCGCGCCAUGGCUCAAACCUUGGUACUGGUGGUCAUGGCCGGUCCUCCCUCUCGGCCUCCAAUGGCACCAACAACGC
Molecule: messenger RNA, 595 nt
Organism: Momordica charantia (bitter melon)
Lineage: Eukaryota; Viridiplantae; Streptophyta; Magnoliopsida; Cucurbitales; Cucurbitaceae
Source: RefSeq, a predicted model, not a curated record